Pseudoliparis swirei is the source of this 3815-nucleotide messenger RNA. RefSeq names its product bromodomain-containing protein 3-like. The transcript has 10 exons. Lineage: Eukaryota; Metazoa; Chordata; Actinopteri; Perciformes; Liparidae. The record is from RefSeq and is a predicted model, not a curated record. Gene Ontology annotation, biological process: regulation of DNA-templated transcription; chromatin remodeling. The coding region runs from base 1113 to 2819 and encodes 568 amino acids. Gene Ontology annotation, cellular component: nucleus; chromatin.
UGUUUUGGUCAGAAAGUUUCAAAGUUGGUCUGACGGCUGUUCUCUACCUGUUUGUUUCUUUGUUUCGUUGUUUUUUUGCUUGCUUACUGUGGUUUAACUCAACGUGCCUUAUUUGGAAAACGAGUUAAUAAAACAACUAGCGUAGAUGUCAUAUAUAAAUAUAUUAGCUAGUUAUAUAUACACCCCCCAAUCUCCCGCGAGACGGUUCACGUUGCCAUUGUGUGAGCAUAAUGGUUAACACGAGCCUGUAAGGUAAACGAAUAGGCUCCAUGUUCACACGUUAAGCCGGAACUUAACCUCCGCAAAGCAAAGCAAAGGACUCUCGGACUUAACUUGUGUCUACUAAGACUCCCAAGUAGGCAAUGUGAGAUUUUAUUCGAUUUUAUUUCUUUAUUUUUGUAUCGACGCUGUGCACGUGCACUCUCGCCUGCUAGCUACUCGAAGUUAAGCUAGCAGCUUCCACACCUGCACGUUUCGUUUCCUCCAGCUCUUCUUGUUGCUGUAUGUCGAGCUUAAAGCCAUUCACCUCAUGUAUUGUUGUAAUUUAAUGUCCCACUGUGCUGCUACUCGCAUGUGAAGCUCCACUGUCCACACGCCGGUUACAUUGCGUAAAAAGCCACGCGUUUCCUUUUAAAUAAAUCACUGCCUUGAUGACCUUUCACUACCUUUUCACGUGCAAAAUGAGGAUUAAAAAUAGCCCCAGCACAAAAUCACAGGUUAUAACCAAGAUAAGGGAGAAGAGUUGAACAAUAAGAUAACAAUAGCAAUGGAACAAACACUUCAUUUAGGCAGUCUUUGGCUUGACAUUUUUUCACGUGAGCUGUUCCUAAAAGUCUUUUUUAGGUUGAAUGCCUCAGUUGACAUCUUCAACUUGUCAUGGAGUCUGUUGGGUUGUUAUCAAAUCCAGAAUUAAAGUGUGUGUAUUCCGCACCACCGGUGUUGCAUCUACACUGAUCACAUCGGCUGGCAUGAAAACUAUGAAUGCGGUGAGCUGGCGUUCCCGCGGAGCCUUUGACGAGCUGACGGACGAGAGCAACGGAAUUCACAGAAGAUAACGCCGACCUGCGUUCGCCUGUCCGGAGACCGGUCCCGGCCGGCCGCCGCCGCCGACCAUGUCGGCAGAGCGGGACCCAUCGCUUACCGCCGUCACCAACCCCAACGGGCCGGGCCGGAAGACCAACCAGCUGCACUACAUGCAGAACGUCGUGAUCAAAUCCCUGUGGCGGCACCAGUUCGCUUGGCCUUUCCACCAGCCGGUUGAUGCCGUCGCUCUUGGGCUCCCGGAUUAUCAUACGAUCAUAACAUCUCCCAUGGACCUGGCAACCAUCAAGAAGCGACUGGAGAACGACUACUACUGUAACGCGGGCGAAUGCAUGCAGGACUUCAACACCAUGUUCACCAACUGCUACAUCUACAACAAGCCCACGGACGACAUUGUGCUCAUGGCGCUCGCCGUGGAGAAGGUGUUCUUGCAAAAGGUUUCCCUGAUGCCGCAGAGGGAGGUGGAGAGUUUUCCCCCCGCCGCCAAAGGGAAAGGCAAAAAAAGUGGCACCCUGGGUGGGCAGAAUGGAGGCGUGGCCACAUCUCCUCCAACUGCGAGCCUCAGCGACACGCCCUCCGGCUCAUCCUCCGUGCCCAAAAAGCCGCCUUCACAGACCUCCGCAAAAGUGAGUCGCCCUUUUUUUUUACGUCUUCCUCGCGCUCGUUGGAAAUCGCAGAUCACGAGAAGAGCUUCCCCUCUUUUAUCGCGUCUGUUUUCGUUUUUUUUUUUAAAGGAGAAGAAAGGGCCGAAGCGCAAGCUAGACGGCGGCGCAGAUUCCGCCGCGACCGGUCCGAGUCGCGACGCCGAGGACCGGGGGGAGGAGUCGCCGGGACAAGACACGGAGCAGCUGCAGUAUUGCAACAACAUCCUGAAGGAGCUGCUUUCCAGGAAAUACCAGGCCUACGCCUGGCCUUUCUACACGCCCGUCGACGCCGAGGCAAUGCAGCUCCACGACUACCACCACAUCAUCAAGUACCCCAUGGAUCUGAGCACCGUGAAGGAAAAGAUGGACAGAGGCGAGUACCAGGAAGCCCAAGGCUUCGCUGCAGACGUGAGGCUCAUUUUUUCCAAUUGCUACAAAUACAACCCGCCGCAUCAUGACGUGGUCACGAAGGCCAUCCAACUUCAGGGUGUGUUCGAGAAGAGGUUCGCAAAGAUGCCCGACGUGCCGGUGGAGCUGCCGUCGCCAGCCAAGAGUGCCGAUUUUAGAGGGGGCGACUUGGAGGAACCGGACGUGCUGGAUGAGCCCAUCCGACUCGCUGAGGUCCAGGAACAGCUCUCUGCGUACUGUGACGUCUCUGCCCCGUCACCGAAGAAGAAAAACAAAAGGCACAAGAAAGAGGGCGGCGAGCAUCAUCGCGGCCAUGCGAAUUACAACUCCAGGAUGCCGGGGUUGCCGAGCGACGCGUGGGAUCUGGGCGACGAAGCUCUCCAAAUGACGUACGACGAGAAGCAGCAGCUGAGCCUCGACAUCAACCGGCUGCCCGGCUUGAAGCUGGGCCGCGUGGUGCACAUCAUCCAGAGGCGGGAGCCGUCGACGGGCGACGCCGACGCCGACCCCAACGAGAUCGAGAUCGACUUCGAGACGCUGAAGUCGACCACGCUGCGCGAGCUGCAGCAGUACGUCAAGUCGUGUCUGCAUAAGAAGUUCAAGAAGUUCAAGAAGUUCCAAAAGAAAAGCAGUCCUGCCGCCUCCCAUCCCGUCAGCUGCAGCCCUUCUUCGGAUUCCGCCGCCUGCACCUCCAGUGACUCCAGUUCGGAAAACAGCGACUCGUGACGGCUGCCGUGUUUUUAUUUAUUUCCUCCGUUUGUGACCAAAAGAGAGUUCUGCAAAAAAAACUGUUAAACACGCCCUGUUUUUUUUCUUCUGUUUUUUUCCGUCUUUAAAAAAACAAAAAUGGUCUCAAAUAUUUGGACUCAGUGUGGCAUUUCUCACUUCCUUUUUAUGAAUCGUAAUAUCCGGGCGCUGGUGUUUCUUAUCAGGCGCUAGAAAUUCCCCGGGGCACAUUUCAUAACGUCUGCGUUUUAAUAUCCUGCCUCUAUCAUUCAUUUUGACCCGAGCGGUUUUAAUUGCAGUGCGGGGCUUUUUCCAAAACGCACCGUUUGAAAUGGAGUUAUAUUCUUCCAGACAGCCACAUCUUUUUUUUCUUUUUUCAGUUCUUACAGUUGAGAGAAGUAAGUUUAUCUUGUGCCUUAUGAUGAUACACAAAGAUAUCACGUGGAAAAGAUUCAAAACAAUCUGGAGCACGCUGCACAGUUAUACGGGCGGCUGUGGGAGACGUGGAUGUUCAUUUUGGUUGAUUUGUUACUCUUGUACUGUAAACAGUUGGUCAAAUGUGGAAAAUUUAUAUUGAAAUAUUUUACCGUUUCAUCUCUUUUUUUUUGUUGUAUAAUGGUUUAGCACUAAAUGCACGUAGCAAUUUUCUUUUAAAUAAUGUUUAAUUCAUUUUUCAAGACUUGAGUUCAGUAAUCCAUCAAAGUGUUCAUCAUGUCCACUGGUGCGUAUGGCCAAGUAACUUGAGAGUAAAAUUAUGGCUACACGGCUCAUGUUUCAAGUCGCUACAAUUUAGAUUUUGUCGAUUCUGUUUGAACAAAAAUAGAAGAAGAAAAAAAACUACCAGCCGGAAUGUAAUUGGAUAAAGAAGAAGAAACACUUGUAUUUAUCUACUGUAUGUUUUUGUUUGGAUACUGUUAAUGUGAAGCUGGAAUAAGAUACUAUUCCAUUCAUCUGCUCAUCCGUUUGUAUUUUGUUAAUAAAAGUAAAAAGCCCAAA